Somion occarium is the source of this 3249-nucleotide messenger RNA. Lineage: Eukaryota; Fungi; Basidiomycota; Agaricomycetes; Polyporales; Cerrenaceae. The record is from the annotation of a GenBank genome assembly.
GGCUCUUCGCGUUCCUCGUUCGCCAAAGCUCCCUAACAUUUCUCGCACUUAUUUCUUCUAAAGAUGUCUGAACACGACUCGGAUCCACUUGAUUUCCCAAGCUCCGAUGCUGGAGAUGCUGAGAUGCAAGUGGAGGAGUCCUUUCCCGACGCACCUCCACAACUCGGACAAGAACAACCGCUUUUCCUCGCUGGAACUCCCUCUGCUGCAGGCACGCCGGCUCGUAGUAGACAUGACUUAUCCUCUGAUGCCGCAAUGCCUAUGACGCAUGGUUUCAUGGCGAGAAGGGCUGUCGGGAUGAAUACUGCGACUCCGAAGAGGAGGAGAGAUCAGACACCUCUUUUUGCACCUGGUGAGUAUAUUUUCGUGUUGAAUGAGCUUGGACGCGUUUUUCUACUCGAGACGCCAUAUUCCGUGGAAGCUCUUCUCCCAUAUCGUUUCCAUUUUCUUCACCAAGUAAAACACCUAGAAGGUCACAUAUACCCAGUUCGGAUGCUCCAGAUUCUGAGCUAGAAUUCCCCCAAACGCCUCAGGCUCCCAGAACGCCAAAGAACAGACGUGGUGACAUCCACUCUUCUUUGAGUAUAACGCCAGUCCGACGUCCUAGACGAGCUGGCGGUGGUCAACCUAAUGAUGGCCUCAACUCUGACGGUACUCAUCUCUCUCUGCCUCCGUCUUCAGCACCAAAUCUUUCGAACCCAUCUGAGCCCGAUGACGAGCCCGAUGAAAUUCGCGCCAUUUGGGGUACGACUGUCAACCUGGGUGAGACAAUGAAGACAUUCCGAGAGUUCUUGCGCGGAUUCAAGAUCAAAUAUCGCGUCGCGUACGAUCGUGAACGAGGACUUCGCACUCGGACACUUUCUUCUCCGGAGGAAGGCGAACUCGUUUUGUAUGAGACUUACCUGCGCCGGAUGAGACAAACUGGAGAAUCUAACUUGAAUCUGGAUAUGAACAACCUUGCUGCCUUCCCUCCGAGUAGGAAGCUGCAUACACAAUUGUCGAAGUAUCCGCAGGAAGUCAUACCUGCUAUGGAUCAAGUCCUCAAGGAUUUGAUGCUGGAGGUUGCUGAGGAGGAUCGAGAAGCCGGUGUAGAUGGUAUGACUGGUCCUGAAGGCGAAGCUGAGAUUGCGGAGAUCUUGGACAAGGUCUUCAAGAUUCGACCAUUUGGCUUGCCCUCCAUUAACAUGCGUGAUCUGAAUCCUACAGAUACGGACAAGCUCGUCUGCAUCAAAGGUCUUGUCAUCCGUGCUACCCCAGUUAUACCUGACAUGAAAGUUGCAUUCUUCCGAUGCCUCAGUUGUAACCAUACCCAACAGGUCGAAAUUGAUCGAGGCAAGAUUGACGAGCCUGCUCGUUGUGAGCGAGAUGUCUGCAGUGCCGUCGGCACCAUGUCUCUCGUGCACAAUCGUUGCGAGUUCGCAGACAGACAAGUCAUUCGUUUGCAGGAAACACCGGAUGCAGUACCAGAUGGUCAAACACCUCAUACCGUCUCUUUGAGCGUGUACGACGAACUCGUCGACGUGUCCAAACCGGGAGACAGACUCGUCGCGACAGGCAUCUACCGAAGUGUGCCCGUUCGCAUCAAUCCUCGCCAACGUACCCUCAAGAGUCUCUUCAAGACUUUCCUAGAUGUCGUCCACAUUCGUCUAGGUACUGAUGACCAACUCGGUUUCGACAAAAGCACCAGACCCGCUGGUGGAGACCGGAUUCCUGGUGUUGGCGGAGUCGGAGGAUUCGAGGACGAGGAAGACGAUAAUGCUGCUGAUCGUGAACAGAGGUUGACGAAGCAGGCUCAAAUAGAGGCCAAGUUGAAGGACCUCAGUCGACGGCCGGAUAUCUAUGAACUCCUUGCACGCUCACUUGCUCCAUCUAUUUGGGCAUUGGAGGAUGUCAAGAAAGGUAUCUUGUUGCAGUUGUUUGGCGGUACGAAUAAGAGCAUUGCUAGAGGUGGAGGUGCUGGUGGACCCAGGUAUCGAGGUGAUAUCAAUGUUUUGCUCGUUGGUGACCCUGGUGUGUCCAAGUCUCAGAUUCUUCAGUAUGUGCACAAGAUCGCACCGCGUGGAGUGUACACGUCAGGCAAGGGAUCUUCUGCUGUAGGUUUGACUGCGUAUGUCACUCGGGACCCCGACUCCAAGCAACUUGUAUUGGAGAGUGGUGCUUUGGUUCUUAGUGAUGGAGGUGUCUGCUGUAUUGAUGAGUUCGACAAAAUGUCCGAUGCGACGCGUAGCGUGCUUCAUGAAGUCAUGGAACAACAAACUGUCUCCAUAGCCAAGGCCGGCAUUAUUACAACCCUAAAUGCCCGAACCUCCAUCCUCGCUGCUGCCAACCCUAUCGGCUCCAAGUACGACCGUGCCCAAACCGUAACCAAGAAUAUCGACCUCCCGCCAACCCUCAUUUCCCGAUUCGAUCUCCUCUAUCUCGUUCUCGACCAAGUGGACGAAGCUCUUGACCGACGGCUCGCUCAACAUCUCGUUGGUCUCUAUCUCGAAGAUGCGCCCCUGCAUGGUAGCGGACAAGAUAUAGUCCCUCUAGACGAACUCGCUGCGUACAUUACAUACGCUCGUUCGAAGAUCAACCCUAUAAUCACAGAAGCAGCUGGAGAGGAACUCGUCAAGUCAUAUGUCAUUCUUCGCAAAGCGGGAGAAGACCCAAGGUCGAACGAGAAACGUAUCACGGCGACCACUCGACAACUCGAGAGUAUGAUUCGUCUCUCGGAAGCCCAUGCACGAAUGCGAUUCUCUCAGUUGGUUGAGCUGGAGGACGUGCAAGAGUCGUUCAGGUUGAUGCGCGAGGCGAUUAAUACCGGCGCGCGAGACCCUACUACUGGGGAGAUCGAUAUGGGUCUAUUGGAUACUGGUAUUGGUCGGGCGCAAAGGAGGAUGAGGAGCGAUAUGAGGAAGGAAGUGUUGAGUCUGCUUGAGGGUGGAGGAGGCAACCGAGGUGUCAGAUGGGCGGAUGCUUACAAGAAACUGGAGGGUCAGAGUAGCAUCAAGGUCACUCCGACCGACUUCCAGGAGGUCAUUAGGGAGCUGGAACAGGAAGGCAUGGUCAAAGUCGUUGGUGAACGAGAGAGGAGGAUGAUCAGACGUGUGGAAGGCUGAUAGAGUCAUUAUCUACGUAUUACACUACUGGCUUCGUUCCGGGUUUGCCUCCCAUAUGUCGGUUCUUUCAAAGUUUCAAGUUGUAAUUCUACUACCCAUAACCAUAAGACUGUAUUGAUUUCUAAGCUAUUAAAAGUCAGGUAUCGCG